This is a messenger RNA of Homalodisca vitripennis (glassy-winged sharpshooter), 3957 nucleotides long. RefSeq names its product ubiA prenyltransferase domain-containing protein 1 homolog (gene heix). The record is from RefSeq and is a predicted model, not a curated record. The transcript is spliced from 2 exons. Gene Ontology annotation, biological process: vitamin K biosynthetic process; menaquinone biosynthetic process. Gene Ontology annotation, cellular component: Golgi membrane; endoplasmic reticulum. NCBI's taxonomy places the organism in Eukaryota, Metazoa, Arthropoda, Insecta, Hemiptera, Cicadellidae. Gene Ontology annotation, molecular function: prenyltransferase activity. Bases 252 to 1202 code for a protein of 316 amino acids.
UUCAGAAGUGUUCGAACUCAUUUUGAGAUAUUCGAAUAUGUGAUUACCCGGGCUGUAUUCGAAUAGUAUUCUAUUCGAUUCUCCCAUCACUAGUUUCACAGGUUUCACUAGGUUGGUUUUAUUUAGGUAUCAAUGAAAGAGUGCGAGUCGAUUUCUAUAUUCGUAACCUAUCUGAAACUGUUGGUAGAUGAUUGAUUGUAACUAAAUAAAACUGGUUGUUAGCAAAUCAGUGGUAACACAAAACAUCAGCCAUGAUAAAUGGAGGAUCUAAAGAUGCACAAUCCAAGCCGUACUUGAUGAAACUGUCUUCCUAUGUCCUUGCAGUUCGACCAUGGUCUCUGAGUGCUUCUGUCAUGCCUACUCUGCUCGGCUGUGCUAUUUCUACAAAAUUCAGUGACACAAGGACCAAUGAAUGGAGUUUCGUUAUUCUUCUGCUCACUUUAGUGAUAAUUGUCUCAGUUCACGGUGCAGGAAAUGUUGUAAACACAUAUUUUGACUAUGUUAAAGGCAUAGACAGUAAAAAAAGUGAUGACCGAACCUUAGUGGAUCAUAUUCUAUCCAAAGAUGAAGUGGUCACUCUGGGAGCGAUGCUUUAUGCAGUGGGUUGUGUCGGGUUCAUCACGCUCGCUGCCGUGUCACCUGCAAAGAUGGAACAUUUAGCUUUGGUUUAUUUCGGCGGCCUCUCCAGUUCGUUUUUGUACACCGGAGGGAUCGGCUUGAAGUACAUCGCUCUUGGUGACGUUAUUAUAUUAAUCAUUUUUGGACCAAUAUCAGUGCUAUUUUCCUUCAUGUCACAAACGGGUCGAUUGGAAUGGGCGACGAUAUACUACGCUAUACCACUAGCCCUCAAUACAGAAGCUAUUUUGCACAGUAACAAUACCAGGGACCUGGAGAGUGACCAACAUGCGGGCAUCGUCACUCUAGCCAUCAUUAUUGGCCACACUGCUUCGCAUAUUCUAUAUGCUUUUUUACUCUUUACACCUUACAUUAUGUUUGUAGUGUCAGCAAUGAGGUAUUCCAUUUGGUUUCUGUUACCCCUGGUAACAUUGCCUUCUGCCUUCAGAAUUGAAAAACAAUUUCGUUGUCCAGAGACGAUCCAGAAAGUACCCAAAGAAACUGCCAAACUCAACUUGUUUUUUGGAUUCCUCUAUGUGCUCUCCUUGAGCUUGGCGGAUACACAACGUCUUCCAUUUAUCAACUAAGUGUUGGUAUUAAAGCAGUUUUUGUAAAUUGUUGAAUUUAACAGUUUACUUAAUUAAUUUCUGUAAAGUUAUCUAUUUUUAAACAAAGACUGUAGCUGCCUAAUUUGCUGGUAAAUUAAAAAUUUAACCAGUCAAUGGAAAAUAUACCAGAAAACAAAAAAAAGUAAAUUACACAACUAUAUCUACAGUGUGGCUUUUAAAUGCUAUGAUCACAGAAUUUAUCCAUCUCGGUGGUAAUAAUGUUAUUUGCUAAGUAUCAUAAAAUACAUUACAAAAUAAUGACACGUUUUCCUGUAUUGCUCAAUGAUUAAAUACUAUACUUAAAUUUGUAAAGAACGGAACAAUAUAUUUGUUUUAGCGAAAAUACUUUUGUUACAAGUUUGUCGAAGGGUCUCAAACAAUGUAUUAAGUUCUAGUACAAGUAUGUGAGGUCACUGUAAACUGAAAUGACAAAUCUUAUUUAUACAAAAUUGUGGCCACAUGGCCCUUUUUACAUGUCAUGUAUGAAAUAAUAGUAUAAUAAUAAAAUAAAACUAACAAAUUAAAAUCUAACUGUACAAAAAAUCCAGUCUGUUAUUUCCAGUAAUACACUCAUAUUUUUUAUAAUUAUUUGUUAUGAGUUGUGUGUAUAACAAUGUGCAUAAUUACUAUCACAUUUUAGAAUUUAGCAGUAGAGACUACUUUAUAAUAAUAACUUCGCCCUCAACAAAGUCAUUUUUUAUUCCAUUUCAUCAAAUGUUAUGUACAUACCAUAAUUUGCCACAUUGAAGUUUACCUUUGUAAGAGCUGUAAUUCCUAUCAGACUCAUGUGUUAUUGGUGUCAUAACACGACAGUUGCAUAAAUUACCAAAACACAAUAUGGUUGUUUAUUUACAAUUUAUGUAAAUACGAGAUAUGUUCAGAAAGUAAUGGGAAUUUUCAUUUUUUUAAAUAAUAUUUAUGUAUUCGUCUAUGUUUUCACCUUCAAAAUAGUCCCCAUUAGAUAUUUUGCAAUUGUGCCAGCACUUCUUUCAAUCCUUUAAACACUUCACAAACUCGAUCGAUGGAAUAGCCUUUAGCUCUUUCAGCGAUGCACUUUUAAUAUCAUUUAUGCUUGUAGAACAACAGCAUAAAAAAAAUAAAGAAAUAUAAAAUAAAAACGUCACACAGAGCCAUGUUUGGAGAAUAUGGAGGAAGGGGCAUCGUUCCUAUACUGUUUUUGGAAAAAAAGUCAUGAAUAAGCAAUGAAGUGUGAGCAGGUGUAUUGCCAUGUUGGAAAAACCAUGGAUUGUUUUGGCACAAAUCUGGGUGUCUUUUCGGAUUACUUCACACAAAUGGCAUUGAACUUCCAGGUAAUACACCUCAUUGACCAUUUGAUUUUAUGGCAAGAUGCAUGAUGCACUAUGCCAUUAAAAUCGAAGAAAACAGUGAGCAUAACCUUCACGUUGGACUGCACUAGUCAAGCCUUUUUCGGUCUUGGCGAUCCUGAAUACCUCUACUUGGACGACUAAGCUUUAGUUUCGACCUCAUAUCCGUGAACUCAUGUUUCGUCACCUUUGCAGCAUUUUUUCAAUAAUUGCAAUGCCGUUGACUUCAUUUAGUAACUUUUGAGCAACCACUGUUUUUGUUCAAAAUUCAACAAUUUUGAAACAAGUUUUGCUGUCACACGUUUCAUACCCAAAACAUUCAAAAAAAUUUCAUGGCAUGAGCCAAUUGAUAUGCCAACAUUAUUAGCGACUUCUCUGCUCGUAUUAUGGUGAUCAUUCAUAAUGAUUUCAUCCACUUUUUUCACGUUUUAAUUGGUUGAUGUGCUGGGACAUCCGGAACGUUCUUCAUUUUCAAUGUCUUCACUGUCAAACAUUCAUAUCACUCGUAAACCCUUGUUUUACUCAGCAAACUCACCAUAGGCGUUUGUUAACAUUUUCCACACUUUGAUACAUUUUAUUUCAUUUUCCACACAAAAUUUGAUUUGAAUUUUUUUAACAAAUGGAAAGUGCAGAUUUCUUAAAACACAUCUAGUCUUAGCAUCUGCCACUGAAAAAGUAAACAAUGCAUACAGCUGGAAAUUUUAGUAUACUUCACAAGCAUGAGUACCAACAUAAUAAAAAAAUCUUGAUAAUCGGAUUUUCCAAACCCACGAAACUUAAAAACUCCUGUUACUUUUAGAACACAUCUCGUAUUGCAAACAAAACAGCUGUAAGGAGGGUAUAUUUUAUGUAUGGCUGUUAGUUUGAAAUAUUUGUAAAAAAUUGAAGCUGUUUUGAUAGUUUAAAAUUUUAAUGUGUUCAGGGUUGUUGUACGUAAUAAGGCCUGGCUAUCAAACUGAGUCAAAGUAUAUGUAAGUACUAUUUGGUUUCAGUUACUUAUUUACUUAAAAUUGUGGCUUUUAAAAUGUUCACUAGUCCAUGUGUUAUUCCAUAAGUCUAUAUACAUAGAGGGUGUUUCAGAACUCUUGCACAAUUUCAGAGAGUGUUCCUCUUAAAGUAAAAUAGUUUUCAUCGUUAUGAGCUUCAUUAUUUCUAUUUCUGUGUCAUUAAACAUUUCCCAAGGAAUUCCAAACCAUAAGAACACAAAUAGUUUAAUGAACGUCUAUUUUAUGGUGUCUAAUUGUAAAAAAAAGUAUCCUUACCUAUUUCAACAUGACUGCUAUUUAACCGAGUGCCAAGAGCAGAUUUAGUAGGCCCUCAAGUAAUUCUGAGAAAUGCCAUGGGACGGCUAGAUUGGCUUUACAAGUACUUUCUAUUUCUGUUGCUUAAUAAUGUUGGCGUUGUACUUG